Folsomia candida is the source of this 1168-nucleotide messenger RNA. RefSeq lists its product as uncharacterized. NCBI's taxonomy places the organism in Eukaryota, Metazoa, Arthropoda, Collembola, Entomobryomorpha, Isotomidae. The record is from RefSeq and is a predicted model, not a curated record. The transcript is spliced from 4 exons. Bases 32 to 949 code for a protein of 305 amino acids.
CAUUUUAUCCUUGACUAGGAUUUGUUCAACAAUGACUAGCCCAGUUUUACUUCAAGGGGUUAGGUCACAAUUUGUCGUAGCUUUGUUUACUGAUGGCGAUGGAAACAGUACGUCCGGGGGGAGGAUAGAGCUGGACUAUUAUCCAAAAUUUGAUGACACUACUACUUCAACUACGGCUCCUUCAACUACGGAUGAUCCAUUUCCAGAAUCUUCGGUUUGUGGAGAAAUUCUAGAAGGCCUCAGCGGGCGAAUAUCCUACAAAUUAAAUGAAACGUACAGCAGUUGGGAACGAUGUUUGUGGAUAGUUCGAGUUCGAGAGGCAUCUUCAAUCACCUUCCGCCUUGUCGAAUCUGGUCUUUCUACUGAUACAAAUGAUUAUGUCCAUAUCAGUGGGUUCAGUCAUGUUCUUACCGAGUUGGAUAACGACCCUAGAAUAAUGGAUAAAAUUCAACUAAAACAUGAUGGGACUCCGGUCAGAGUGAAUGGAUCCGUGGCCAUUAUUCAUUUUGCUACCGACAGUCAAUACCACGGAACCGGAUUUGUUCUAGAGUUUGAAGGAAAUUACGACGAUAAUCAACCCAGUUCUAUCGGAACUAGUGCCAUCCUGCAAGGGUCUAAUGGGUCAUUAACACAUCCAUAUGUUAACAAUGAACUGAGCAUUUUUCUGUUUGAGCCACCAAAUGCAGUCUUUGAUCCUGCAAUUGCUUACCAAUUUUCUAUCAAUUCCGCCGGUGCGGGCGACGCCAUCGAACCUCGAUGUAAAGACUCCAUCCGAUUGUUUUUCUUUGAUCUUUAUACGACAGGAUUUGUAUUCGAAGAAAUGGUUUGCAAUGAGCAAUUAAAUCCGGAUUAUGUUCAUGCACGCUCAUCAAAGGUAGUAAUAAUGGUGUUCAUAUCUGAUGGCUCUGUGACGGCGAACGGAAUCAACAUUGAUUGGACAUGGUCAUAAUUAACUCAAAUAGGCUUACAAACGUUAUAUAUUUAUACAUACACAUUUACACGGAAAAUAUGUAAAUAUCCUGAACCCAUUCAUCACUAACUAUUGAAAAAUUCAUGUUUAUUAUGCACUUAUCUGCGGUGAGGUCUUUGUUCAAAAUGUCGUUAUUCUUAAAUAAUUACAUAAUUAAUAACUCCCUGUAUAAAUAAAAACUUAAAAUUAUCCAAUUAA